AUGGAACUAUUUUGUGAUUUUAAAGAACAUGGUGUAGCCUACACUUGCGAUAUUCAUUUUUCAGCAAUAACAAUACCAAACAUGAACAUCCAGUCGAUUACGGGAACACAUUUAGAAGGAAAAAGUGAUGAAGAUGUCGAAGCGAUUAGGUUUAAAGAUACAACAGUCAACUACUUCCCUCAAGGAUUGAACAAAAUUUUCCCUAAUUUGAAAACUGUUGAAAUUGAUAAUUGUGGAUUGAAAUCAAUAACACAAAGAGAUUUGGUUGGGCUAGAAAAUAUUCGGAAACUG
Molecule: messenger RNA, 291 nt
Organism: Clunio marinus
Lineage: Eukaryota; Metazoa; Arthropoda; Insecta; Diptera; Chironomidae
Source: the annotation of a GenBank genome assembly